Molecule: messenger RNA, 774 nt
Organism: Anopheles nili
Lineage: Eukaryota; Metazoa; Arthropoda; Insecta; Diptera; Culicidae
Product: kallikrein-6-like
Exons: 2
Coding region: 1-774 (257 amino acids)
Biological process (GO): proteolysis
Molecular function (GO): serine-type endopeptidase activity
Source: RefSeq, a predicted model, not a curated record
AUGCUGCCAACGUUCGUGGUGUUUCUGCUGGCAAUUUGGGCCGUCUCGGUGCGAUGCAUAUUUAUUGACGAGAACCACCUGACGUAUGGUGGAGACGCCCCGGAUGGUCGAUACCCUUACAUGGUGCAGUUGCACCGGUUCAUGGUAGUGCAGUACAUAUACCACUGUGGGGGUGUCCUUUUGACGCCAAUGUGCUUCCUAACGGCGGGCCACUGUGCGUAUCAGAUGUAUCAGCUGCAGGCGCAGGUUGGCACGUCGUGGCGUGUCGCUGAGAACCAGGGCCAGGUCCGGUAUGUCACGCAGAUGCUCGUGCACGAAAAUUACAUUCCAGAUGGCGAAACGCACCCGUACGAUAUCGCGGUGGGACGUGUCGACGAGCCGUUCGUGCUGGAUGGUGUUACCGUUGCGACGAUCUCUAUACUACCGUUUGGGUACGAACGUCCGGCCACCACGGAGGUGAUCGGAUUUGGGAAGAUGGACCAAGAUGACACGCUAUCGGACCGUUUGCGCUUCGUGAUGUGUGAGUUCCAAGAGGUGACGGUUUGCGAGGCGUUCCCACCAGAUAACACGUUCUGCAUCGGUGAGGCGGGUGCGACCGCUUGUCCGGGCGAUUCCGGUGGUCCCAUUGUCGGGGAGGUUCAGGGAUACACCUGGCUGCUCGGGUUGGUGUCCUUUGGGAAGCAGGUGUGCGGAUCGGCACCCUUCAUGUGCACGGAUGUAUCACAGUACACCGAUUGGGUGCAGAAUGGCAUCAAUACGCUGAUUGCCGGUUAA